Messenger RNA from Mobula hypostoma (lesser devil ray), 8685 nucleotides. RefSeq names its product TNF receptor-associated factor 1 (gene traf1). The coding region runs from base 682 to 2445 and encodes 587 amino acids. Gene Ontology annotation, cellular component: cytoplasmic side of plasma membrane. Gene Ontology annotation, molecular function: tumor necrosis factor receptor binding; zinc ion binding. The transcript has 11 exons. The record is from RefSeq and is a predicted model, not a curated record. Gene Ontology annotation, biological process: tumor necrosis factor-mediated signaling pathway; regulation of apoptotic process; protein K63-linked ubiquitination. Lineage: Eukaryota; Metazoa; Chordata; Chondrichthyes; Myliobatiformes; Myliobatidae.
ACAGUACUUGAAUUUAUAUGGGAGUUACACAAUGCAUGUUAUAAGCAGUGAGAUCAUUCUGAAGUGUAGACUGCAGAUGCUGGAAAUCUGAAACAAUAUACAAUAGCUGGAGGAACUCGACAGGGUUAGCCAGGAUCUAUGGGGGUCGACGCCCUCAGUCGCGGCUGCCUUGUAAGAUCAGCAGCCAAAUUCACGCACAAAUCCCACAAUCAAAUAAAUCUGACUGAUGCAGGCAUGGGCUGUUGAUGAUAGUGGGAGAUGUCGAAUGAAGCCCCCCCCAGCUCUUCUUCAGAGCGGUGGGGUGGGACGGUUACGGGCUCACAGGGUCCCUCCAGAGCACCGUGUCAACCUCUGGACGGCACAGCGGCCCUCGGUAGCUGAGGAAAAGGUCACCCUGGCGCCCCAACGAUUGUCGAGGGUGGUGUCGUUUCAGAGAUGCAGGAAGUUGCCGCUCUCAAACGGAACUGGGCAGCAGAAGCGGAAGCUCCAGGUGGGGAGGAAACAUCGGAGACAACAGUGGCCGAACUUCUGCUUCGACUGGCCCGACAGCAGCGAGGGAAUCGCCUGGGGGUGGGGGGCUUCACGCCGCGGCCUGGUGGCUUGGGGGACAAGCGGACGCGGCCUUCGCAGCGGCCACCUUCCACCCACAAGUUCAGGAAACUCUAGGCGGCAUAGUUUCUAAUGGCUCAAGAAUCCAACGGGUUUAUAUGCAAUGGGCUUCCACCGUCACCCGAUGAAAAUGAGUUGCCUUCUGGCUUCCCACAAAAUAUCUGUGAUGAUGUGCCGGAGGAGAAGUACCUCUGCAGUUUCUGUAAAAAUGUCCUGAAGAAGGCAUACCAAACAUUGUGUGGCCAUCGAUAUUGCUGGGCAUGUGUCGAGUGGAUUAUCAAAUACAAUAAAAGUUCAGUUUGUCAGAAAUGUAAGGAAGAUGACCCACAGAGUGUAAAUGAAGAUAGCAUUUUGGCUUUGGGAAAGAUAUUUAGUGAUGCUGCAGUAUCCAAGGAGAUCCUAGAUUUGAAAGUUCAUUGCAUCAAUCCUGGUUGUACCUGGAAAAGCACAAUGAAGAAUUAUGAGGAUCAUGUAACUCAGUGUGAAUUUUCACUGAUUCCUUGCAGUACAGGUUGUGGAUUGAUGGUUUUAAGGAGGAAACUGGCAGAUCACUUGGAAAAAGAGUGUAAAAACAAUAUGGUGGAUUGUCAGCAAUGUGAUACGAAAAUGUUUAUGAAGGACUUACAGAAGCAUGUGUGUGAAAAAGCUCCGUCCAAAGAGAAAAAACCUUUUAAAUUUGACUUGGCCAAUAAAGAAAAGUCUCGUUCUCCUGGAGGAAAUCGGACCCGUGAUAGCUGUCGUUUUGCAGAACUGGGCUGCAAUUUCAAGGGUGGCAAAGAGCGUCUCAAGGAUCACGAAAACAAUUCAGCUGUCGCACAUCUUGCAUUGUUACUUCAGUUUGUCGAUACCAUAAAAGCCAACUGCCUGCAAAAUUCCGGCGAUGCCAGCAAUGAUGAAGACGCAUCAGUAAUUGCUGUCCCCUCAGUGGUUACUCAGCUGCAGCUCAGAAUCCAAGAAAUUGAGAAGAAUAUGUUGUCUUUGUCAUACAAAAGUUCGUUACUCACUUUACGCAGCCAGGUUGCUGUGGAAUCAAAUGGAGACUUAGAAACUGAUCAAUUUGAAGGAGCUUCUGGUUCUAAUAAUAGUUCGGAUUGUCAGGCACCAUUGUACUCUGGUCAAGUAUUAGCCGGGUGCCAAAAUAAAAUUGAUGCUCUUGAACGAAAAAUCCAGACAUUUGAAAAUAUUGUGACCGUUUUAAACAGAGAAGUCGAAAAGACUCAUACUACUAUGGUUGCAUUUGAGAGACAAAACAAGAUUGAUCAAGAUGCCAUUAAAGCCUUGGAACACAAGGUUUCUGAACAGCAGCACCUUUUGGCUUUGAAGGACAUGGUUAUCAAUGAAUUCCGUAUGCAGCUGCUUACUUUGGAGCAGAUUACUUACGAUGGAAUAUUUAUCUGGAAAAUUACUGAUAUUGGGAGAAAAAGGCAGGAGGCCAUUUCAGGGCGAACGACAAGUCUUUACUCCCCAGGAUUCUACACCAGCCGAUACGGCUAUAAAGUGCGAAUGAGAAUAUAUUUAAAUGGAGAUGGAGCUGGUCGAGGGACUCACAUCUCCUUGUUCUUUGUUAUCAUGAAGGGAGAUUAUGAUGCCUUGCUUCAUUGGCCAUUUAAGCAAAAGGUCACGUUCAUGCUUUUGGACCAGAAUGGCCGGGAACAUUUAAUUGAUGCAUUUCGUCCAGAUGUUAAUUCAUCUUCAUUUCAACGACCUGCGAGCGAGAUGAACAUUGCCAGUGGCUGCCCUUUGUUUUUUCCAUUGGCCAAACUCGACUCUCCGAAACAGACCUAUCUGAAAAAUGAUGUCUUGUACAUUAAAUGCAUUGUAGAUACUACAAAUUAACGCAACAAGAGAUGAAAAGCUGUAGAAAUUAAUUGGUGUUGCCUUGCAUGAUGCAUUUCAAAAAUGUCUCACUGAUGUUUUGACAAAUUUUCUGCUUUGGGAUGUUUUGAGUGGUAUGGCACAAUGCUUUACGGAUUCAAUUCCUGCCACUGUGUCUGUAAGGAGUUUGUACGUUCUCCCUAAGACCAUGUGUGUUUCAUCCGGCUGUUCCAGUUUCCUUUCACAGUCCAAAUACGUACCAGUUGGUAGGUUAAUUGGUCAUUAUAAAUUCUGCCAUGAUUAAGCUUGGGUAAAGUCAGGGGUUGCUGGGCAACACAGCUCGAAAGGCCGGGAGUGCCUAUUCAGCACUGCAUCUCAAUUAAUAAAUAAUGACACAGAACAAUUUUUUAUUUAAAAACAGGACUAUCCCUGUUACUAAUGAACUGUAUAAUCUAUAUAAGUCACUUUUUUAUUGAGAUUUGUAAAUAUAUUUUUGAAAAUGCAAAAUUAAUCUGAUUGAAUUUCAGGAUCAUACAUGGUUGUUGUGUGGUGUGAGUAAUUUCAGUGGUGCUAAUUUUAUUUCGUAACGCAGGUUAUUUUGUGUGCGAAAAUGAAUAUUGUUGUGAUCCAAAAGUGUUGAUCACGUAGAUUGUCCUUAAGCACAGGUUGAUGGUUUCAGGUAUCCCCCUUGUCAAUGGAGGUUGCCUGCUCUGUAAACAAAUUUUAUUGAUCAUCUCUGAUUACUGGUUUACAAUGGCCAUGUUUGCUAAAUGGUAUGACCAAAGAUAAAUGUUGCACAUAUCAUUUUGGGAAUUAAUAUGAAAAAGGAAUGUUCUUCUAUUGCAAGUAAAAAAAAAAAAAAAAUUAAGGUAACUGUAAAAUGAAUGACAAAUAUAGAUGUGUACAGUAAUUGUAUUUUUAAUGAAACCUGCAUUACUUCAUUAAUCCAGAUAUUAUCAAUGUCUUUAUCUCUGUAUUUUAAUUUAUUAGUUAUUCCACCUUUUUUUACGGUAUUUUUCAAUGGUGCAAUACUUGCAUUUUUUUUAUUGGCUUUUAUAAGUUUGAGUCAACAAUGCUUAUUUUAAUAGUGAUAUGUUAUUCAAAGGAAUUGCAAAAAAAAUUGUGGAAAUGAAUUAUAUUAAUUCCAAGAACACAAGAAUUAGUAUUUGCAAACCCUGUACCCCUCGGACUUGCUGUGUGGUUCAGAACAAUCAUAGCCAAUCUUCCUUGAGGCAUGUCUCAGUUUUAGCUCCAUAAUCUAUUUAUUAUGUGGUAUGAAAUUUUGACGUCUUUUUGAAAAUAAACCAACUAUACAUUUACCACAUAGGGUAGAGAAUUUCAAAGGACCUCAGAAAGACCUGUAAGGAGUUUGUACAUUCUGCCCGUGACUACGUGGGUUUCCUCCGGGUGCUCCGGUUUCCUCUCACAGUCCAAAGACGUACCAGUUGGUAGGUUAAUUGGUCAUUGUAAAUUGUCCUGUGAUUAGGCUAGGAUUAAAUCCAGGGGUUGCUGGAUGGUGUGGCUCGAAGGGCCUAUUCCACACUAUAUCUCAAUAAAUAAAUAUUUUUUAAAAUUGUCCUUUUCUCAAUGCUCACUCUGUGACCAAGGUCCCAAUUCUGAAUUUAAAACCAGGGUAUACAGCUUCUUGGUGCUUACUGUGUCAAGCCCUGUUAGGACUUGUGUGCAUUUGAAUUGGGCAACCAGAUUCGUCUUCCAGACUGAAUCAGAAUCAGGGUUAUUACCACUGACCUAUAUGGUGUGAAAUUUGUUGUUUUGCAGCAGACUGUAGAAAAUAUGGGCCCAAUCUCUGAUAUUGGGACUUCUUGUUCCAUGAACUUUUAUUGCAACCUAGUACAGACAAUGAUGUCCUUCAUUAGAUAAGGAACAAAAACUGUAAUAAACUUCCAUGUAUUGUGCUAACUGAGAAGUACAGUGUAUGUGGUUGUACUAUAGAUAGAGCAGUUCCAUAUAACAAUUAGGUAAUGUUGGCCUUUCCUUGUAUCCUUAAUGUAACAUGUUAGAGGGAAGCAAAUACACAAGUACUACUGUUGAUCACUUAACCCUUUGAGCCUGUCUCCACUCCUUGUUAAGAUCAUGGCUUACCCUGUACCAUUGCUUGGUCUACACAUUUCGCUCCCUAUCCCUUUGUUUGAAAGGAAGUUAUUAUAUAAUGAUAUAACAAUUACAGCAUGGAAACAGGCCAUCUCAGCCCUUCUAGUCCGUGCCAAACUCUUACUCUCACCUAGUCCCACCAACCUGCACUCAGCCCAUAACCCUCCAUUCCUUUCCUGUCCAUAUAGCUAUCCAAUUUAUCUUUAAAUGACAACAUCGAACCUGCCUCAACCACUUAGAAUAUUAAAAAUAAUUAAUUUGCCAUUUGUGAGAUUUUGAAAGUACUUUCUGCUCUUAAUCUUGAAAGCCUUAGCUCAAAUUUUUAAACUUUUAACCAAAUCCUAACCUUUGUCUGUUAAAGCCAUUGGGCCUACAAGCUCCUAAUCCUCACAGGCCAGUAUCUUUGUGGUAGAUAUAUGUUGUGCUCCCUCAGAGGUUAAUACGUUCUUCCUAAAGUGUGGUGUACAAAAUUGCUGUCUUUAUUGUUUGGUGCUCAAAUUGGAAUGAUGAAUAUUUGUAGUAUAGUCCUCGAAAUGCAAUAUUCUGGGAGUUUUUCUUACUCCCUUUUCAUUUUCAUUCGUGUGGAAUCCACAUUAAGACCUCAUGUUUAUUGCUUAUCCCAAAUUUCCCUUAAGAUGGUGGUGAAAUGUCUUAUGAGAAAACGGUAAAGAAUAAAUUAAUUUGCUGCCAUCAGUAACCACACCAAAGCAAGAUUGGACAGGGAUUUGCUUCCCUAAAAGUCAUCAGUUGAAGCAGAUUGAUCAGCUGAGGUCUUAACAGAUCACUCUGGAACCCCAAAUAGCCACAUCUUUUCUAUUUGGAUAUCUACCCUUUAUCUUUACCUUGUUCCUACUAACAAGAUUUAUAACUUUUCUUCGUAUUUAGGGGUUUCAGCUUUACCUAUUAAUAUCUUUGAGGGACUUUGUCAAACCCCAUAUAAGUAAUACCCAAAGGCAUUUUCCUGCCUCUGUUUAGAUUUGGGGUAGAAACUAUUGUGUUCAGUUUCAGGUUCAGACUUAUUUAUCCCUAACCCUAACCUUAAUGUAUAGAAACAUACAGUGAAGUGCGUUCACAACCAACACACCUGGGGAUGUACUGGGGGCAGCCCACAAGCCGCCACACAUUCCGGUGCCAACAUAGCAUGUCCACUAUGCUCGGCAGAACAACACAGAACACAACAAGCAACAAAACAUAAAAAGAAGCCCCUUUCCUCCCUCCCACACACACACACACAGUAUUGCAGGAACUUUUUACUGCCAUUAUUCUGUGCUGUUUCGCUCACGUGUAUUUUGGUGACUCCUCCUUUGCUGAUUCAAUGUUCAGUGCUGUCAUUGUCUCACUGUGAAUGCUGAUGCAACUGCAGCUGCUUUGCUCUGACUUUUAUUUAUAAUAAGUUAUCACUUUUCAUCGCUGCUGACCACCCUCUUUCUAACUGCAACAUUUAUUCAAUGUCUCUGCUCCAUUGUUUUUAACCCACUUACAACUCAUUUCUUCUAUUCUGCUUUUUAUAUCAUCACCACUGUUAAUUUCUCAUGUACUGUAUUGACAUUUUUCAUUAGUGGUGAAUGAGAUAGAGAGAGUUCAGAAUUUCAUGCAAUGAAGCCACAUUACAGUUGGUCAUAAAAGCUGCAUUGUGGCAGUUAACAAAGCAAUUUGCAAUGUUAAACGUUAACAAUGUUCAAUCAGUAAUUGUGAUCACAGUACAUGAGGUAAAUGGAUUGGAAAUUUGGCACUUUUAAGUCUCUUUAUAUACCUCCAAAAAAGUAAUAGAUUUCUCUGUUAAUUCGAUUGUUUUUUAAUUACUCAGAUGUUAAGGAUGAAUUUUGAAACACUAAUGCAAUGGCAGCUCUUGGGGCUGGCUAGAAUUUUGCAAAAAUUGGCAUUUAUCAAGAUCAAAGCAAUUUACUACAGGAAGGACAUGGAGGGUGGGGGAGUCUUCUGCCUAGUGAUAAAAAUUUAUCUCAGUGUGCGCUUUAAAUUAUCUGAAACAGCUGGGGUUGACAGAAUAGUGAAAAGCAGCUAGAGAGGAAGGGCUAAUAUUUCCCUAAGAUCUCCUGCUCAGACUCAACCAAUAAUUCAAUUUGAGUUGCAUCUUUCCAUUUGUUUUUGUCCUGGCUGCCGCUACCUCCACGAGGUGCAGGACGGGCAAUGUACUGAAUCGAGAUGCGUAGUUUACAUAUGAGCAUAAAGACAGAAUAAGUCACUCAAGCUCACCAUCCUCUUCCACUGUGGCUGUGCUCCGUCUGCCACGCUGGUAAUGUGUCUAAGCACUCAGGAUGUUCCAAGCCUUGCAUUUCUGUGUACAUAGCACUGCAGUGAUUUAUCAUGGUGGGUUACCUGUCUUUACUAUCACUGAAUAUGUAGUUUCUAUAAAACUAACCACCUUGGGAUUCAGUAUAGCAAACAGCGGUAACAAUAUUAGCUUGGAUUCUUUUCAUUGGAAUAAUGCCAGUUGUUCAUUCAUUCAUUAUGUGCCACGUCAUAUGACGUGGGCAAUCAUGGUCCUUCCAUGACCGUGAUUGUUCUUGGCAAAUUUUUCUGCAGAAGUGGUUUGUUGCCUUCUGGGGAUUAAGAGGGAGGCAUGGUAGCAUAAUGUUUAGCACAAUGCCUUACAGUACUGGUGACAUGGGUUCAAUGCCAUUUGUCUGUUCUCCCCGUGACUGGGUGGGUUUCCUCUGGGUGCUCUAGUUUCCUCCCACAGCCCAAAGACAUACUGGUUGGUAGAUCAUUGUAAAUUGUCCCAUGAAUAGGCUCGGAUUAAAUCAGGGGUUGCCUGGCAGCACGGCUAGAAGGGCCUAUUCCACGCUGUAAAAGACUGGUGACCACAGCCAUUGUCAAUACUCCUCGGAGAUUGUCUGCCUGGUGUCAGUGGUUGCAUAACCAGGACUUGUGAUGUGCACCAGCUGCUCAUACGGCCAUCCACCACCUGCUACCAUGACUUCACAUGACCCUGAUGAGGGCCUAAGCAGGUGCUACACCUUUCCCAAAGUGAUCUGCGGGCUGGCGGAGGGAGGGAGUGCCUUACGCCUCCUUUGGUAGAGAUGUUAUCUCCACCCUGCCACCCAAAUGCCAGUUGUACCCUUUGAUCUUGUUUUUGCAAAAUGUAGGCGGCUUUAGCAAGCAGAAGCAAAGUUGGCAGAAAUGAUUUGACUUGCAGAAGAAGCCGGAGGACAUCACCAAGAAAUGUAAAGAACAUUACAAGACACUAGACGUGGGAUGUUAUGCAGUAGCUUCUAUACACACAUUGUUUCUCAGCUUUGUGUAUCAGUGUUGUUCCUUGCACAGCAGUACAACUUUGUGGAUGAUAUCUGUCAUAAAUUGGAAAGAUAUUUAAUUUCACGAAAGAUAUUUACAUAGAAUGAAACUUGGUGCACUGGUGUUUGAGAUUAGUUCAGCCAUUUGUUGAAUGGGGGAUCCGUAGCAAUUUAAGUUUGAUCAGUUUUGGGGGGCUCAGAACUUCAAUAAUCUGGCAUCUAACUGUUUUGGAAAACCUGUGGGUUGACUGUGCGAGCAGAACCAGGGGGUCAAAAACAUAGGUGGAGUAAGGGUCCAGACUGCUGGUACAUUUCCCACCUCUUUAACUCGCUGGGUUCACUGGAAAACGUCUUUCAUUACUGUGUAAUGUAUUCAAAAAAUGAAAUCAAGUAAAAUAUUGACAUACUUGGAGUAACAUGCAACAAGUCAGAAAACCUGCUACUCCAGAGCCACAAAAGUUUCAAGGGUUGGGAACUAUUGUGCUUUGGUGGGGUGUGGGCGGAAGUUUGGGUACUGCCUCACUUUCAGUCUCUUUCGCCCAUUGCCGAGGUUCUAAAAUACACACUGCAAAGCUGGCAUAAGAACAAAAAGACAAUUUUGAAAUCAUUUUUAACUUCCUGAGUCGCUAAAUGACCCUGAUUUGUUUUCCUAAACAAAUGUUACUUCGCCACGUGUAUUAUUGUGAAAGAGGUGGCAACGGUUAAGUUUACUUGAUGGAUUUCAUAAUUUUCUUGAUCAUUGUGCGUCCUAAUUUUCCCAAAAAUCAAUUUUAAAAAUGUUUGUCAAACAUUGUAACAGUAGUAGAAUAAAGCAUAUGUGUAAUAAUCUGUAUCUAUGCACAGCAGGAUGCUUAAAGUACAUUGUUGUGAAUAAAUAUUUCAGCGCUGAACUAUG